UGUCCAAUUUCGUCCCUGACAAUAAUGUUUCCUACAUCAUGUGUUCUUCUUCUGCUGGGUGCAGCAUGCAGAUAUUCAUUACAAUGAAAUGACGGUCUUUUCUGUGUUUUUUUGUGAUUAUUUGUUUAUAGUCAUUCUCGGCAACAGGCCAUCUGAAGGACAUUCUCGGAAAUAAUGAGGUUCAUCGUAAGUUUCAUCAGAUAAGUUUCGUUUCAUUGAGUCUGGCAGAAGAAACAGUAUUUUGAUGAGGAGGAUAUCCUCGACUCCCAAGAGUGUAUGCAAAGUGUCUGUUUUUAAGUUUCGUUUCGGAUGAAGUGGUUCUGAUUUGACUUGGAUGGGAAACGAAAGUAAAGGACAGGGGGUCAGAGAAGGAAGUGGGUGUUGGCAUCAGCAUCCUUUAUAAACUGAACGCGGAUGAAAACUGAGUUUCUGAACUUCGCAACGCCGGCGAUGAUGCGACUCUUGGACCAACUCGUCUGAGAAUCAGGCCGAGCCAGGAAGGAUGAGUUCCAAGGCAAAGAAAAAAUCUCGAACGUCCUUCGGGGCAACAGCGCCGCCCUUCAUUGACUACCUGCAAGAUAUUCUGCGACGAUAUCCAGAUGGUGGACAAAUUUUGAAGGAGCUCAUUCAAAAUGCAGAUGACGCUAAAGCCACAGAAGUGGUUUUCAUCCACGAUGAGAGAAGCUACGGGACUGAGAGCCUUUGGACGGACGAAUUGGGAGAAUACCAAGGUAUGCAAGAUGUUUCUUGAAAUCAGUUGUGGUUUUU
Molecule: messenger RNA, 768 nt
Organism: Labrus mixtus (cuckoo wrasse)
Lineage: Eukaryota; Metazoa; Chordata; Actinopteri; Labriformes; Labridae
Product: sacsin-like
Exons: 4
Coding region: 503-751 (82 amino acids)
Molecular function (GO): Hsp70 protein binding
Source: RefSeq, a predicted model, not a curated record